CCUCCGGCUUCUCCUUCAAAAUCUCGCCUUGUGUCUCCCUCGAAGAAGAAACAGCGCAUUCCCACACCCCCUCAUGCACCAAACUUCGAGGAGUUCUGGAACGUUCAUGCAGUGAACACUUGGAAUGACGAGCACUCUCCUCAGAAGCCCCUGAUGUCGCCCAAGAAGAACCGAAAGGCACUGCAAGAAGACUCAGAUUCACCCUCUGCAUCUCCAAAGAAGUCACAAAGCCCUACAAAGAAGAGCCGUGCUGAAAUGGUCGCAAAGAGAGACUUUGAGAACAAGAAACACAAACUGGCAGAAGACUUCUUUGCCGAGCUUGAUCACAAGAUCACUGGAAACAAGAUUGAAGAACUGGCUGCAUUGACUGGCGGCGUCAAGUUUGUUUGGAGCAAAACACUGAACUCGACUGCUGGUCGAGCAAAUUGGAAGCGCGAGACAUCAAAACACAGAAACCUCGAUGGAUCGAUAACAACAACUCAAAAGCAUCAUGCCUCUAUCGAACUCGCCGAGAAAGUCAUCGAUGACGAGGAGCGUCUCCUGAACGUCGUGGCUCACGAAUUCUGCCAUCUUGCAAACUUCAUGGUCAGUGGGAUUAAGGAUCAACCACAUGGCCACCAGUUCAAGGUAUGGGGCAAGAAGUGCAGUGAUGCGUUUGGUCACCGUGGCGUGGAAGUCACUACAAAACACUCGUACCACAUCGACUACAAGUACAUCUGGACUUGCACGAAUGAGAUGUGCGGCCAUGAGUUCAAGCGCCACUCCAAGAGUAUCGACCCAGCCCGCCACUCAUGUGGU
Aureobasidium melanogenum CBS 110374 is the source of this 798-nucleotide messenger RNA. RefSeq lists its product as uncharacterized. The transcript has a single exon. Gene Ontology annotation, cellular component: nucleus. Lineage: Eukaryota; Fungi; Ascomycota; Dothideomycetes; Dothideales; Saccotheciaceae. The annotation marks the transcript as partial. The record is from RefSeq and is a predicted model, not a curated record.